AGCACACCCCCCCCUAUUACGAUCGAUCAUAGCUAAAUCUCAAGCACGUUAGAGAGAGAAAAUAUCACAGCGACCAAUAAAAGAAAAAAAAAAUGGCGAACCCCAGGGUUUUCUUCGACCUGACCAUCGGCGGCCAACCGGCCGGCCGGAUAAUAAUGGAGCUCUACGCCGACGUGGUGCCUAAGACGGCCGAGAACUUCCGCGCUCUCUGCACCGGCGAGAAAGGCGUCGGGAAAUGCGGCAAGCCGCUCCACUACAAAGGCUCCAAGUUCCACCGCGUGAUCCCGGACUUCAUGUGCCAGGGCGGCGAUUUCACCGCCGGAAACGGCACCGGAGGCGAGUCGAUCUACGGAUCCAAGUUCAACGACGAGAACUUCGUGAAGAAGCACACCGGACCGGGGAUCCUGUCCAUGGCGAACUCCGGACCGGGGACCAACGGCUCGCAGUUCUUCAUCUGCACGUCGAAGACCGAGUGGCUCGACGGGAAGCACGUGGUGUUUGGGAAGGUUGUUGAGGGUUACGAGGUCGUCAAGGCGGCGGAGAAGGUCGGAUCUGGCAGUGGCCGGACUUCCAAGCCGGUGGUGGUCGCCGACUGCGGUCAACUCUAGAUCUGCCUGCCUCUCUCGUCCGUUGAUUGAUCCUCUAACGACGGUGGAUGAUCCGUCGUUCUAAAUAAUGAUCUAUGUGCUUGUGAUUUUAAUUCUCUAUCUUCUUUUCAAUUAUCCUGUUUUAACUUUGAAUCUGAACUACUUUUAUCUUUAAAUAAAAUCGAAAUUUACCUUUUCUCUGUUCU
Erythranthe guttata (spotted monkey flower) is the source of this 793-nucleotide messenger RNA. RefSeq names its product peptidyl-prolyl cis-trans isomerase 2. Gene Ontology annotation, biological process: protein peptidyl-prolyl isomerization; protein folding. Gene Ontology annotation, cellular component: cytoplasm. NCBI's taxonomy places the organism in Eukaryota, Viridiplantae, Streptophyta, Magnoliopsida, Lamiales, Phrymaceae. The record is from RefSeq and is a predicted model, not a curated record. Gene Ontology annotation, molecular function: cyclosporin A binding; peptidyl-prolyl cis-trans isomerase activity.